AUGGAUGAGGCCACGGCAGCUAUUGCAAAUGCACAGUCAGUACAAAAUCCAUUAAUGAUGGGCGCGAUGCCAUCAAGUCAUGUGCCAAGAACAGCCCGCCACAGACAUGAGAAAGCUCAUCUCAUGAAGCGGAUGGAUCGAAAGAGCGGGAAAUGGACAACGAACCAUCCACGAUACAGACUACUCGAGGCACUUUGGGCAUACACCCGAUAUCGUGAACGACACAUGGCCGAGCUUGAUCGAUGGCGAACCUUGUACAAGAGCACACUAGAAAAUACUAUUGGAUACAGGAAGAGGCUAGAUGAGAUUGAGAGAUUGAUUCUUACCAACGCAGCCAUUUGCAGGGACAUGGUACAGCAUGCCAUGCAGUUCUACGGCAUCGAGCAGAAAGAGCUCGAUGAUCACAUGUCACUGGCAGAGAAGGACGGGCGUCAAGCAGAUAGAUUUGCUACGUCGCAAACGCUAAAACACUAUGUGCGAGACUGGGCAGACGAGGGGCUGAAGGAGAGAAACGAAGCCUUUCCGUGCAUUUUGAGUACUAUAGAAAGUAUCAAGUCAGAAUACCCAGAAGACACUAAACUCAGCGUCUUACUCCCCGGCUCCGGACUAGGUCGCCUCGGCCACGACAUCGCCAACCUAGGGGCAGGCUUCGAAGUAACCAUCAACGAAUGGUCCAUGUUCAUGAAUAUCGGCUACCGCUACAUGGACUCCCAAACCACCCCCAACACACUAAUAUUCCACCCUUUUAUCGACGCAAUGUCGCACCACGCCACAAAGUCCGACAUGCUGCGCCCCAUCUCCGCCCCAAACAUAGCACCGCACCCAGACGUCCUCCUCGUCGAAGGCGACUUCACCACCGUUCUCGCCGACAAAGAAGGAACCUUCGAUAUCAUUGUCACGCACUUCUUCAUCGACACCGCGCGAAAUCUAAUGUCCUAUUUCGAUACCAUAUCGCGCCUCUUGAAACCGGGGGGUCACUGGAUCAACUUUGGUCCGCUGCUCUAUGGCACCGGUCCUUUUGUCCAGCUUUCCCUGGAAGAGAUUAUAAGGGUUGUGGAGGCCAUGGGGUUUGCGUUUGAGGAUCUAGGAGAGGAGUGUGGGGAGUUGACGUUUGAAGGGGGGAAGGUGAGGAGUAGGGAGGCGGAGUAUGGGUUUAAUGUCAAGGCGUUGACGAGGUAUGCGUAUUUGGCGCAGGUUUGGAGGGUGAGGAAGGUGUGA
Bipolaris victoriae FI3 is the source of this 1218-nucleotide messenger RNA. RefSeq lists its product as hypothetical. Gene Ontology annotation, molecular function: S-adenosylmethionine-dependent methyltransferase activity. NCBI's taxonomy places the organism in Eukaryota, Fungi, Ascomycota, Dothideomycetes, Pleosporales, Pleosporaceae. The transcript is spliced from 3 exons. The coding region runs from base 1 to 1218 and encodes 405 amino acids. The record is from RefSeq and is a predicted model, not a curated record.